AUGAGCAAUACAGAAAGUGUAGAUCCACAAUUGCAAGAUUUCAUCUUAAGUGAAACGCAAAAACAACGUUUUCAGGUUCUAGUACAUGGUCUUACUGAUACCUGUUGGGAGACUUGCAUGGGACGGCCUUCAAAUCGCUUAGACUCCAAGACUGAAGUAUGUAUAAUGAACUGUGUUGAACGGUUCAUUGAUGUCACAACUUUUAUAACUAAGCGUUUGAUGAACACAACGAAAUACCGCUCGGACUCCCCCCUUGAAUUCCAGUAA
Messenger RNA from Leptosia nina, 267 nucleotides. NCBI's taxonomy places the organism in Eukaryota, Metazoa, Arthropoda, Insecta, Lepidoptera, Pieridae. The record is from the annotation of a GenBank genome assembly.